Messenger RNA from Telopea speciosissima, 1445 nucleotides. RefSeq names its product ABC transporter I family member 20. The transcript is spliced from 7 exons. The record is from RefSeq and is a predicted model, not a curated record. Lineage: Eukaryota; Viridiplantae; Streptophyta; Magnoliopsida; Proteales; Proteaceae. Bases 51 to 1043 code for a protein of 330 amino acids. Gene Ontology annotation, molecular function: ATP hydrolysis activity; ATP binding.
UGAGACUUGAGAGAAACUUCCAAAGUCAUAUUGAGUAGUACGAGACAAAAAUGUCAGAGGAAGGGGAGGAGAGGACACCAAUGGUGGAGAUCAACAAUCUCAGGUUCACGUAUCCCGGCAUCGAUGGCCAUCCUCCUCCCGGAUCAACCCCUCUGAUCGAAGACUUCUCUCUGUCUCUCCUUUCCGGCCAACGUUGCCUUCUCGUCGGUUCUAAUGGAGCUGGAAAAACAACGAUUCUUAAGAUACUGGGAGGGAAACACAUGGUGGAGCCUCACAUGGUUCGUGUUCUUGGCAGAUCCGCCUUCCACGACACCGCCUUGACGUCGUCGGGCGAUCUCUGUUAUCUCGGCGGAGAGUGGAAGCGAGAUGUUGCAUUUGCUGGCUUUGAGGUUCCCAUUCAAAUGGAUAUUUCUGCAGAGAAAAUGAUAUUUGGGGUUUCAGGUAUCGAUCCUCAAAGGAGAGCUGAACUCAUUAAGGUGUUAGAUGUUGACCUGUCAUGGAGAAUGCACAAAGCAUCUGAUGGUCAGAGAAGACGGGUACAAAUUUGUAUGGGUCUCCUCAAACCAUUUAAGGUUCUUCUUCUUGAUGAGAUAACAGUUGACCUUGAUGUGCUAGGAAGGGCUGACCUUUUGAAAUUCCUCAGAAAGGAAUGUGAAGAGCGAGGUGCUACAAUUAUAUAUGCAACCCAUAUAUUCGACGGUCUUGAGGAUUGGCCAUCACAUAUUGUUUAUGUUGCACAUGGGAAGUUACAAUUAGCAAUGCCAAUGCAAAAGGUUAAGGAGAUUAGCAGUUUGUCUCUUAUGAGAACCGUGGAGAGUUGGCUGAGGAAGGAGAGGGAUGAAGAGAGAAAGAGAAGGAAAGAAAGGAAGGCAAGUGGUUAUUCAGAAUUUGAAAAGCAAGUCGAGGGAAGUCGAGUGACUGGGGACCCUGCUCGUAGUGUUGCUCGUGCAAUGAACAAUGGUUGGGCGGCAGGGAGGCUUCACUCUACUGUAGCAGGUCAGGAGAAUUUCUUCUACAGCUCAAACAGCAUUCUGAGACAGUAGUGGCUUUAGCACAUAACAUAUCAAUCAGUAGACUGGUGUCAGUGGAGUUGCACCUGUUAGGAUCAAUUUGUUACUUACUGCUGAUGUCAUUGAAAAACUAUUCAAUAUUUUUUAUGUUGAGGAGAAUAAUUUGCAUCCACUGAUGGAUUGUUAAUUCUUAAGCCAUGUAAGUGGAUUUUGUCUGUCUUCUUUUUUUGUGUUAUGGGGGGUGGGUUACAAUAUGUAAGGUACUGGAAAAGUUGUAAUCAGCAACAGCUCUUGAAAGAAAACAGAUAUAUAGAUUUCUGUAUUGCUAGUAAUUCCAUUAAUGAGGGUUCCAGUUUUCUCAAUUUGUGUGAUGGAUCUAAUCUUGUCAAACAGUGUUUUGCACUAUGUGCCACAAAAAUCUCUUGGUUUAGAUUC